This is a messenger RNA of Cataglyphis hispanica, 1254 nucleotides long. RefSeq lists its product as uncharacterized. Bases 415 to 864 code for a protein of 149 amino acids. The transcript is spliced from 3 exons. The record is from RefSeq and is a predicted model, not a curated record. Lineage: Eukaryota; Metazoa; Arthropoda; Insecta; Hymenoptera; Formicidae.
UACAAGGGUUAAUGCGUAUUUCUUUUCGAGAAAAAACACGAAUUGACAAAAUAUAUUAAUAGUUAUUUAAAAUCGACGAACAUUAUUGUUGGUGAUAUUUAAUAAGUUAUAUUUUAUUAUUAUAUUUUAAAUCGUACAUUUUUCAAAUGUGUGGUAUGAAACUUUUGCUUGUAAAGUUAUUAAAGUGAUUAAAGUAGGAAUUAAAAAAAAAUAAUUAUUUUAGAAAAAAUGAUAAAUUAACAAAUAUCAGUUAGUAAAAAAAAGAUGAUAAAAAGAAUCUCUAGGAAAUGUCAUUCCGUUUCAGUACAUACAUAAAUUAACUAUGCAUAACAUUUAAUCAUUAAUUUAAUUAAAGUGGAUUAAGUGCAUUGGGGCAUUCAUUCGUAUUAAUUAAAGGAAUAUUCCACAUUGUAUAUGAAAAUGCAGCUAUCUUUGAUUAUUGUACUUUUUGCCUUAAUAUUGGAAUUCGUGGAAUUUAGUGAAACCUAUAAAAUUAUAAGACCAUAUAAAUUUUACAAUCGCCAUCCAUGGCGACCACCACGAUGGCAUCCGCUUCCAAAACCCCGGAAACACUAUCAUUCCACAAAAAAACAACCGCCUAAAUAUCACUCUUACGAACCAGACUAUAACAGAUAUGCACCGCAUCAUGAGGAUUCAGCAGAUACAUUUGACGAUGACAAACCUUAUGUCGUAAUCAUACAAUUUCCACAAAAAAAUGAAAAGAAGAAGCAUCGCUCUCAUCAGCGUCAACAUAUUAUAGAUUCUCCGCGAGAUAUUGAUUAUAUUGACGACGAUGACGACAAUGAUGAAUUGAAAGUAUAUGAGUUGAAUGACAAAGGAGUGCAAAUAAAAAUAAACCACUAAUCGUCGUUACUUGCUUCGUAACAAAUGCUGCAAUUUGAUGAGCUAAUUAACAGAUUUUAACGAAACAAUGAAUUAAGUUUUUGAUUGUAAUAUUUAUGUCUUUUUAUUUGUUCGCUAUAUUUUUAUAUGUUAAUCUUUUGCAUAUUCAAAGAUUGUUAAUUUAAAAAUAUAUACUUAUUUAAAUAUAUUAUAUAAUUUAUGUUGUGCUGUGAAAACAUUGUUUCUAAAUAUAUAUUAUGUUUUAUUUAUUAAAAUUGCAUGUAAUUUUUCUAUUUAUUAGAAUAUUAAUUUCCAAAACUAUAUUAUGUUUAUAUUUGUAAUUUCUAAAUAUUAUCAUGAAUGACAAAUUAAAAUAGCGAGGAAAACCGAAAGUUAGAAUCAGGAUAAAUU